This is a messenger RNA of Aspergillus saccharolyticus JOP 1030-1, 348 nucleotides long. Its product is annotated as small nuclear ribonucleoprotein Sm D2. Gene Ontology annotation, molecular function: RNA binding. The transcript is spliced from 4 exons. The record is from RefSeq and is a predicted model, not a curated record. Gene Ontology annotation, cellular component: U1 snRNP; precatalytic spliceosome; U2 snRNP. Gene Ontology annotation, biological process: RNA splicing; spliceosomal snRNP assembly. Bases 1 to 348 code for a protein of 115 amino acids. Lineage: Eukaryota; Fungi; Ascomycota; Eurotiomycetes; Eurotiales; Aspergillaceae.
AUGUCGACCGAUCCCAAGAUUCAGGACCUGCUCAACAAGCCCAAGAGCGAGCUCACUGAAUAUGAGGUCUCCCUCGUCGAGGAACACGAGCUCACCGCGGGCCCCCUCUCCCUCCUGCAAACCGCCACACGCACACACACCCAGGUGCUGAUUUCGUGCCGGAACAACCGCAAGCUGCUGGCGCGCGUCAAGGCCUUCGACCGCCACUGCAACAUGGUGCUCGAGAACGUGAAGGAGAUGUGGACGGAGAAGCCCAAGGGCGGCAAGGGCAAGGGCGUCAACAAGGAUCGGUUCAUCAGCAAGAUGUUCCUGCGCGGCGACUCCGUCAUUCUCGUCCUGCUGAGCUGA